Molecule: messenger RNA, 333 nt
Organism: Octopus sinensis (East Asian common octopus)
Lineage: Eukaryota; Metazoa; Mollusca; Cephalopoda; Octopoda; Octopodidae
Product: zinc finger BED domain-containing protein 5-like
Exons: 1
Coding region: 1-333 (110 amino acids)
Source: RefSeq, a predicted model, not a curated record
AUGAUAAAACAGCAUGUCUUAAAUCUUCAUGCUGAAAUUCAAAGAUACUUUCCCGAACUACAAAACUUCGAAAAUGUUCAUCAUUUCAUCACUAAUUCCUUUGUGAUCCCUGUUGUUGGCCUUCUGUCAGAAGAUUACAUCAUUCAGGGACAGUUCAUCAACUUGCUGAAUGAUGGAGGUGCUAAAAACACCUUCUGUAAAAUGUGUUGCAAUGAAUUCUGGACUGAAAUGAUGCAGUCCUAUCCAGAUGUAGCCGAGUUGGCCCUCAAAAUCAUUGUUCCAUUUGCAAAAAUGUACAAAUGUGAGAUGGUUUUGCAACUUUACUCGAAUUAA